AUGGAGACAGAGAGAGAGCGUGUGCCCGGAGGAGGAAGAGGAACUCAUACCAUGUUUUCGUUUGGUGUUGUGAAACUGGUUUUGUUGGUCGGAAUCUUGGCAUGGGUUUACCAGUCGAUUCAACCUCCGCCGGCGAAGAAGAUCGCCGCCGUGACAGCACCGAGGAUCAAAUUGAGAGACGGAAGGCAUUUGGCAUACAAAGAAUUAGGAGUUCCCAGAGACGAAGCCAAUUUCAAGAUCGUUUAUAUUCACGGCUUCGAUUCUUCUAAAGACGAAGUCUUUUUCUUCCACUCCUUAUCACCGCCACUUUUAAAGGAACUUAAGAUAUGUAUCGUAUCAUUUGACCGACCCGGUUAUGGAGAGAGUGAUCCUGACCCAAACCGGACACCAAGAAGCAUAGCACUGGAUGUAGAAGAACUUGCUGAUAAAUUAGAACUAGGAUCCAAGUUCUAUGUGCUUGGCUUCUCCAUAGGAGGCCAAAUCACCUGGUCUUGUCUUCACUACAUCCCUCACAGGUUAGCAGGAGCGGCGCUUGUAGCUCCUGCGUUUAACUACUGGUGGAGAAACUUGCCUGCAAAAAUGUCUAAGGAAGCUUUAUCUCUUAUGCUUCCUCCAGAACAGUGGAUGUUUCGAGUGGCACAUUAUGCACCUUGGCUUACUUUCUUUUGGAACACCCAGAAAUGGUUCCCAAUCGCUAGCUACAUUACCUGUGACCCCAACAUCCUCUCUCGUCAGGACAAGGAGAUCUUCUCUAAGCUCCGAUCCGAUGAUCUGAAUCAGGCAUUCGCUAGGCAACAAGGAGAAUACGAGAGCCUACACCGAGACUUGAUGAUUACAUAUGGUCAUUGGGAGUUUGAUCCAUUAGACCUUCAAGAUCUAUUUAAGAACAGCAACGGCUCGGUCCACCUUUGGCAUGGUGACGAGGAUCUGUUUGUGCCAGUGUCGCUUCAACGGUUUAUCGUCUCAAAACUUCCGUGGGUUCGGUACUAUGAAGUGACUGGGUCGGGCCAUUUCUUUCUUUAUCUUAUGGCUGAUAAGAUUGUCAAGACACUGUGUGUUGGGGAAGACUAG
Thlaspi arvense is the source of this 1071-nucleotide messenger RNA. NCBI's taxonomy places the organism in Eukaryota, Viridiplantae, Streptophyta, Magnoliopsida, Brassicales, Brassicaceae. The record is from the annotation of a GenBank genome assembly.